AUGUCGAACACGGUCCCACCACACUAUGUGCGGUUGAGGCGACAAAAUUUGACCAUUUUCCUUCACUGCGAUGUGAACCACGACACCGUUCAGGCGAUUAAGGAGCGGUAUGAGAAGUUGACUGGCCGCCUCUUCUACACCGUUAGACUCUACCUCGGCCGGCAGAGCCUGGACGAUUUCUCCACGCUCUACAACUGCGGUAUUGAACACGAGGGCGCUGAGCUCAUUGUGGUGCAUUCGAAGGCAUUAAAGACGGACGGCACCGGUGAGUAUAUUUGGGAGGAUUUGGAGGAGGCCACACAACUCCCACAACCGUCAAGGGAAGAAGCAAAGGAGACAAAAGAGGGAGGGACCUCUUUGGGGUCUCGUGAAGGAGGCGAGACUGCCGGAGAAGGCGGCAGUGCGUCACUUUUGACACGUCCUGAGGAGAAAAGUUACAUCUCUUUUGAGCCCAACGUCGGUUUUGUUGGGGUGUGA
This is a messenger RNA of Trypanosoma cruzi, 477 nucleotides long. RefSeq lists its product as uncharacterized. The transcript has a single exon. The record is from RefSeq and is a predicted model, not a curated record. Lineage: Eukaryota; Euglenozoa; Kinetoplastea; Trypanosomatida; Trypanosomatidae. Bases 1 to 477 code for a protein of 158 amino acids.